Messenger RNA from Rodentolepis nana, 954 nucleotides. NCBI's taxonomy places the organism in Eukaryota, Metazoa, Platyhelminthes, Cestoda, Cyclophyllidea, Hymenolepididae. The record is from the annotation of a GenBank genome assembly.
AUGGACGAAGACCAGGUAGAACCCGAUAAGAAGUCAGUUAAUUUUGACAUUCUUUCAACAAUACGUACUUAUGUCAAAAUUAUAACCGGUUGGGUUGCUAUAUGGGGUCUUGGAUAUUACAAAUUCAGUCCCAGCUGGGUUGCCUUAGCUGCAAUCGGCUACAUGGGAUAUGUGCGUGCGUACGAGAAGCGAAGAUUAACCGGAUUAGUUAUGAAGGCAUUAAGCAAAGAUGAAAAGCAAUCGAUAAUCAACAACAUUGGUAGCCAUGAAUUGCCGUCAUGGGUCUAUUUCCCUGACGUUGAACGUGCCGAAUGGUUGAAUAAAGUGAUACAACGAAUGUGGCCCUACAUAACGGAGUAUGUUAACAAGAUUUUGGUGGAAACGGUGCAACCCAAAGUCAAUGAUAGCUUACCGUCUUCUUUAAGACCAUUCAUUUUUCUACGAACAGAUCUUGGUGAUGCUCCACCACGUAUUGGUGGAGUGAAAGUCUACACCGAAGAAAGCAUUCGAAGAGAUGAAAUCGUGUUGGACGUGGACUUAAUGCUGUAUAGCGAUGCCCGAAUCAAAGUUGCCGUAGGAAAAAUCGUCGCAGGUGUUAAAGAUUUUGAGCUUCGGGGAACUCUACGGGUUUCAAUCAAACCUCUUGUUCCUAAAAUUCCUUUUGUCGGGGCCGUGACUGUGUUUUUCCUUGAUAGUCCGUAUAUAAGCUUUCUUCUGACCCACCUUGGAAAUAUUUUGGCAAUGCCAGGACUUCAGCAAACUCUUUACCGAACAGUUCAAGACGUUGUGAAUUCUCUCUGCGUUCUUCCAAAUCGAAUUUCUGUUUCACUUUUUGAUGAUAUAAUUCUUCAACAGGUUAAAUUCCCAUCUGCACAGGGCGCAGUUCGAAUUGAAAUUAUUUCUGCCAAUGAUCUUGUGGCCUCGGAUCCGAUAUUUUUAUUGGACAAUCUAUGA